Messenger RNA from Ixodes scapularis (black-legged tick), 1422 nucleotides. RefSeq names its product zinc finger BED domain-containing protein 4-like. The record is from RefSeq and is a predicted model, not a curated record. Lineage: Eukaryota; Metazoa; Arthropoda; Arachnida; Ixodida; Ixodidae. The coding region runs from base 1 to 1422 and encodes 473 amino acids. The transcript has a single exon.
AUGAAGCGUAACCACGCACACCUAGUUACAAAUCCAAGGGAAGCAGCAGCAAAGGAAAAAAGCUCACUAAUUCAACAGAGUGCACCCGAGUCAAAAAACCAGAAGAAAGUGCAACCGACACUCCAGGAAGCACUAGACCGGAAGAAGGCCUGGGAGCCCACUGAUGCGCAGGCACUGCUGCACUGCCAAAAGCUGGCAGAAUUUCUGGCUGUCAGCAUGAAGCCAUUCUCUAUGGUGGAAGACCCAGCAUUCCUCAGGUUCAUGCACUACUGUGUGCCCAAAUGGAAGAUUCCUGGGAGGAAACACUUUGCUUCCUCUGUUGUUCCUGCUCUCGAAGCAGCCAUUCGUGAGGCCCUCAAGAAAGAGCUCAAACUCAGCAUUGGGGGAAAAGUGCAUCUGACCACCGACAUCUGGUCAAGCCGGCAAGUGACGGACUACAUGUCUGUCACAGCUCACUGGAUGAUCCAGGAUCAGCAGGGAUGCCUGUCCAGACGGAAGGCAGUCAUGGACAUGGCAAGUUUCGGCCAAACGCACACGGCUGAGAAUAUAGCCGAAAAGUUGGACUCCGUCGUGAAACGCUGGCUGCCACCUCUGGACUUAGAACCAGGUUAUGUGACCACGGACAACGCUCAGAAUGUUGUCAGAGCAUUAAGAGAUGUCAGCAUGAAGCGAAUUCCGUGCAUGGCACACUGUCUCAACCUCGUUGUGAAAGGAGGCCUAUCGAAGGCUGGACCAGCUGUGGAAGAUGCUUUAAAGACUUCCCGGGCCAUCUGUGGACAUUUUCACCAUUCGGCUACAAAAAUGUCAAAGCUCGCAGAGGUACAGCGCCGGCAAAACUUGCCCCAGCACCAGCUGCUACAAGACGUGCCAACUCGCUGGAACAGCACCUUGCAUAUGGUAGAACGACUGUGUGAGCAACGACGUGCGGUGACAGAGUUCUUUGAAGACAGCAGCAAGCACCACCUCACUCCAGAACAGUGGAUGCUUUUGAAGACCCUGAUAACUGUGCUGCGACCAUUUGAGGAGGCGACCCUCCUGGUGUGCAUGGAUGAUGCCACAUUAGGUCAAGUGCUGCCUCUGCUCAAGUUCAUUGAACGGAGCCUUGAACGGAUGGCCAGCCGUGAAGGGGCAGCGGGUACUGCACAGCUUGCUGCCAGCCUGCUAACUGCAUUGCACAGCAACAGGCAUCUGAACAGCAUCAAGGAAGACAUUGUGUACUGGGCUGCAAGCUUCUUAGAUCCAAGGUUCAGGAACACAUUUGGCAACUACACUGAAGACCAGGCCGCUUUAAAACUGAAAAGGACGCAGGAGCACCUUAUUCGCCAGUUGAGGAGACCAUGGAUGCUAAAGAUGACUGCAUCACAACAGAAACCUCGUCGCAAAUGUCAGCGCAACCGUGCAGUACAUCGGUUCAAACAGUGA